Messenger RNA from Branchiostoma floridae (Florida lancelet), 5658 nucleotides. RefSeq lists its product as uncharacterized. Gene Ontology annotation, cellular component: signaling receptor complex. Gene Ontology annotation, molecular function: ATP binding; transmembrane receptor protein tyrosine kinase activity; protein binding. Lineage: Eukaryota; Metazoa; Chordata; Leptocardii; Amphioxiformes; Branchiostomatidae. Gene Ontology annotation, biological process: positive regulation of kinase activity; multicellular organism development; cell surface receptor protein tyrosine kinase signaling pathway. The record is from RefSeq and is a predicted model, not a curated record. The transcript is spliced from 19 exons. Bases 578 to 4390 code for a protein of 1270 amino acids.
CCUCCGCGCGGUGAUCCGGCCCGAAACUUGCACAGUCCGAUACGAAGAACCCGCGAAUUUGCACGACGAUCGGUGAGGUCAGAGACGCCGAGACCACACCUUCCACUUUUGUUCUCAAGACACUUUCAAGACUUCCUCGUGCGAGGGUUUAAGACUUCUUUAGUCCAUUUCUUGAAGGUAUGUGUUCGUGGAACUCUAGUUGAGAUCUGUGGAGGCAGCAGUUAGAGUCAAAGUCAAGGUUACUGUGGGCGCAGGAAUCCGACUUGGAGAAGUCCCGGGAUUGCUGGAAACAAGUGUCACACAGGUGCGUCUGUCAACAUAAACUAGCUGAUUCACCUGGCGCUGGCACGGGACGUGACGCAGGUGAGGACAAAGAGGACUACCAGGAAUUAGCGGUACGGUCACAGGAAAAACAGCCUUUUGUUCUGCUGCCUUCUGGGUUUUGAAGAGACACAGUAUAGAACAAGUUCUUAUUGAGAUCUGUGGAGGCAGCAGUUAGAUUCAAAGUCAAGGUUACUGUGGGCGCAGGAAUCCGACUUGGAGAAGUCCCGGGAUUGCUGGAAACAACAGCAGCAGCAUGCAGAGGAGCCGUGUGCCGUGCCGAGCUGCUGCAGUCAGUGUCCUCGGUCUCCUGUGGGUCGUCACGGCCGCCUUCGCCUGCCCGGAGAGAUGUCAUUGUGGGUCUGACGGGUUGGUUUACUGUACCGGAUGGGGGCUCACAGUCGUUCCCGCCAACAUACCAUUGGGUACAACUGUUCUCCGCCUGAGCUCCAAUAACAUACAGGGCCUGUCUGAUGCGGAUUUCUCCUACCUAACCAGCCUGGAGGAGCUUGAUCUGGACAACAACGACAUCCGCGUUCUCCCUGAUGGAGUGUUCUCACAUCUCACCAGUCUGCGGGUGCUGUAUCUAUCUUAUAAUCAUAUAGCUGACUUCCCGGACGGAGUGUUCUCACAUCUCACCAGUCUGCGGGAGCUGUAUCUUACUGGUAAUCAUAUAGCUGACCUCCCGGAUGCAGUGUUCUCACAUCUCACCAGUUUGGUACGGCUUCACCUGGACAACAACAACAUCUCGAGUCUGCCCACUGGAGUGUUCUCACAUCUCACCCGUCUGUGGGAGCUGUCUCUAUCUGGCAAUCAUAUAGCUGACCUCCCGGAUGGAGUGUUCUCACAUCUCACCCGUCUGCGGUACCUGUCUCUAUCUGGUAAUCAUAUAGCCGACCUCCCGGAUGGAGUGUUCUCAAAUCUGACCAGUUUGGAAGAGCUUUCCCUGUCCAACAAUAACAUCUCGAGUCUGCCCACUGGAGUGUUCUCACAUCUCACCCGUCUGUGGAGGCUGCAUCUAUCUGGUAAUCAUAUAGCUGACCUCCCGGAUGGAGUUUUCUCAAACCAGACCAGUUUGGAACGGCUUUACCUGAACAACAAUAACAUCUCGAUUCUGCCCACUGGAGUGUUCUCACAUCUCACCAGUCUGCUGUUCCUUUACAUAGCAGGAAACCCAUGGAAGUGUGACUGUAAUUUGUAUGGUCUACUGACUUCGGCACGUCUUCGUACUUUAAUUACCGAUGGCCCUACCUGCAGCUCCCCUCCCCACAUGAAAGGCGACGCGCUGUCAUUUGUUACAGUAGACACAGUUUGUCAGAGCCGCGGGGACUGCACCACGGGAAGUGCUGACGGCACCUGUGCUUGCAACGUGCGCUGGACUGGCCCAUUCUGUGGCAAAGAAAAUAACUUGGCCCUCGGAAAGAAAGCAUCGCAGAGUUCGACCCGAGCCUUCAAUGUAUCAGCUGGAGCCGAAAAGGCUGUGGAUGGUUCCAGACCUAAAGGGCCUGGCAAUGCUGAGUGCGCUGCAACAAACCUGGAACAACAACCAUGGUGGCAGGUGGACCUGGCAGGUUACUACAGGGUCAGCCGGGUCAGAGUUACAAGCCUCUACUAUGUGCCACUGGACACAGCAGCACCGACCAGUGCUCCUGGAUGUGGAGGUGUCCUGACGGCUCCACCUGAAGGUACUGUGACGUCACCGAACUACCCCAGUAACUACCCCAACCGUGCGACCUGUGAGUGGACGAUCACCGUGCCAGAAGGAUACAUGGUUCUUCUCACGUUCCAGAUUGACAGAUUCCAGCUUGAAGACGGUUAUGACUAUUUGACUAUAUACGAUGGAGGCAGUAGCAGUGCUCCACGACUGCAAAGGUUAACAGGUAACGCGAUACCAGACACCAUCACCAGUACAUCUAACCAGAUGUUCGUGAGGUUUACAUCUGACAGAAGUAACACGGCUCUGGGGUUCCAGUUCUCCUACACAGCCACAGACACAGCAGCACCGACCAGUGCUCCUGGAUGUGGAGGUAUCCUGACGGCUCCCCCUGGAGGUAAUAUGACGUCACCCAACUACCCCAAAAACUAUGGCAACGAUGAGACCUGUGAGUGGACGAUCACCGUGCCAGAAGGAAGCAGGGUUCUUCUCAAGUUCGGCAGCUUCCGCCUUGAGGACCGUUAUGACCUUUUGACUAUAUUUGAUGGAGGCAGUGAUAGUGCUACACAACUGCCAAGGUUAACAGGUAACGCGAUACCAGACCCCGUCAUCAGUACAUCUAACCAGAUGUUCGUGAGGUUUACAUCUGACGAGAGUGACACGGCUCCGGGGUUCCAGUUCUCCUACACAGCCACAGGAGACACAUUAAAGGUGCGGGUUGGGCCGAACGAGGACUUCAUCCAGAAUGACCAAUGCGGACAGACUUACGACGUUGGGUCAGCGUUAGAGUUCCUGAAUAUAGAGGCGGACUGCGCCCCGCCGAUGUACGGCCGUUAUGUGUCGGUACAGGCAAUGCCACCAUUGGACGUGAACACAACCGGUUUGGUACUGUGUGAGGUCGAGGUCUAUAUUACAGAUAUCUGCUGUGACCACACCAUAGUAGUCCUGAACGGCACGGUCACUGCUACAGACGGCUACUGCUCUGGGAACGACAUCCAAUUCUCUUGCGACCCUGGAUACGAGCUCGCGGGCAGGCCCAGUGCCACGUGCCAAAACAACGGGAGUUGGGACGGGGAGAUUCCGACUUGCCAACGGAUCUGCUGUAACAAAACAACCAGCAUAACGAACGGCCAGGUCACUGCUAGUAACGGCUUCUGCUCUGAAAGCCGUAUCCAGUUCUCCUGUGACACCGGGUAUGAGCUUGUCGGCAGCCCUUCUGCUGACUGCCAGCUGGACAAACAUUGGGACCGAGAGAUUCCGACAUGCCGACCAAAUACAGAGCCUAUAGAGGAGAGCCCCACGUCCACCCAAGCCAUCAUCGGCGGCACCAGUGCCGGUAUCGCCGCGGCGCUGAUUGUGGCAGCUGUCUGCUUCAUGGUUUUCCUGAGACGGAGGAGGAGAAAAAGAAGAGAAGAAGAUCCACAAACGAUUGAGGUCGACUUUCUGUCAGAUCACGUAGCAAUGCACAGGGGAAUGAUGGAGGAGAUGAUCCCACUGGUUCCCCCCAGGACACAGUUCCCGAAGCUCGAGGUCGACCCCAGCCGGGUGACGCUUGGCCAGAGGAUCGGCAGCGGGGCGUUCGGCUUCGUCUACCGGGCAACCCUGACGCGGGACGACAGGACGGAGGACGUCGUCGUGAAAACUGUUAAAGAGAACGCCAGUGAGGACGACAAGCUGGGUUUCCUGGAAGAAAUCCGCGCAGUUGUGGACCUGGGGGCUCAUGACAACCUGCUGGGUCUGAUCAACUGCUGCACGGUGGUGCGAGACCAUCUGUAUCUCAUCACGGAGUUCAUGCCGUACGGAGACCUGAAAAGUUUCUUGAGGAAGUGCCGUCAGGAAGAGAACUCUGACGGAUAUUUGCAGCCUCGAGACGAGAUCUACAACUUCGAGGUGAUGCAGAUGUACCAGGUGGCCCGGCAGAUCGCUAGAGGCAUGGAUCACAUCGCCCAAUCUCGUUACGUCCACGGAGACCUGGCCGCUCGGAACGUCCUGGUCGGGGAACGCCUGAAGGUGAAGAUUUCCGACUUCGGUCUGGCAGAAGACAUCUACAGCCGAGGUUACCGUCGGCAGGAUCAGGACCAGAAGAGACCGUGGAAAUGGAUGGCGCCGGAGCGGCUGGAGGGUGGGGAAGCCUACGACACACAGAGCGACGUGUGGUCCUUCGGGAUACUGCUGUACGAGAUAUGUACGCUAGGGGGCGAUCCUUACCCUGGCGUGGCGGGUAAAGAUCUGAAAGAACAACUCCAGGCUGGAUACAGGAUGCGCCAACCUGAAGACUGUCCGGAUGCCAUGUACGACCUGAUGCUACAUUGUUGGCAAUGGAAACCCACCGAGCGGCCGUCAUUCCAGUUGCUGGAAUACAAUAUAGACAAGAAUCUGGCCUUCUACGCACCCGAGUAUGCUACAACAGUCUAACAGCAUCCCUCCUUCUACGGACCCGAGAACGACAAACACUGUACAGGCAUCCCGCCUUCUACUGACCAGAGUACAACAGCCUAACACUGGACAGGCAUCCCACUUUCUACAGACCCGAGUACAACAGCCUAACACUGUACAGGCAUCCCGCCCUCUACGGACCCGAGUACAACAGCCUAACACUGUACAGGCAUCCCGCCUUCUACGGACCCGAGUACAACAGCCUAACACUGGACAGGCAUCCCGCCUUCUACGGACCCGAGUACAACAGACUAACACUGGACAGGCAUCCCGCUUUCUACUGACCCGAGCACGCUACAACAGCCCGAAGUACUUGAUAUGACACCUAGGUAGCACCAUGAUGUAGCGAUACCGACUAGAAGUAUCGAAUAGGUCGUACUGAAAGCCCGUUUUAUUUUAUAUCUGUCUGUUCUGUACAUGCUAUGUCCACGUUUUCGCCAUCUAUCAGUAUGUUUUUGUACUGUAGCAGUUUUUUUGCUUAAAAUUUAUGAAAGAGGAAAACUCAAGAAAAGACCAAUGCAUGAUUUGGGGUAUGUAUAUAGCUUAGGUAGAGAUACACACAUUAUUUGCAAGUUAAACCUUAAGUUGUAUAACUAAUGAAAGAAGUUUAUUAUUCCGUUGUUUUCUAUGGUGCGAUAUUUCCAAUAUCAGAAAGGGAAAUUUAUGCAAGAACUUAGUGGAAAAUCAUGGAAAUGUCAUACUAGUGACAUUGGUAUUAAUGAAGGUGAAUGCAAAUCUAUGCAAAGAUUAUAUAAAUGUAGAUAUCACUUUCGAAUAAGGAAAUUUCACAUUUGUGACAUUAGUAAUCAAGGUGAACAGUAUCAAUAUACAUAGAAUAUGCGAAUUAGCACUUAUUAGGAUAAUUAACAUUACAAAAGCUUUGGAUAAUUACGGAGAUAUGGGAUCUUGGAACUACUGAUUUUUAUAUUGUAUACUCUGGGACGAAGAUACACGUAUACGCGUUACAAGUCACCACGAUUUUCUUAUAUAGCAUUAUACUUUACCUAAUACGCAGAGUGUGCUUUUCUCGUUAUGUUAUAUCACAGGGACUACGUACUUAUCUAGUGUGUUUUUAUGAUGUAUUACACUGACUACAUGUAACAUCACUUAACAUAAUACCGCCACUGAUCAUAAUACCGCCAAACGAAUUAGCGAUGAAUUUAAGGAGAUCUAAUAGUGCAGCAACAGUUACGUCAUUACCGAGAUAUGCACACGUCAGUUGUGACGGACCAAAGUUGAAUGAACAU